AUGCGUGCUGCACACUCCCUUGUUUGGUUGGCCACAGCUGCCACGGUUGCCACCGCCGUCAGGAUCAACAAGCCCCGUCUUCUGUCGAAAAGACAGAUGAACUGGGAAGAUCAGGAAGAGGCAACAUACGACGAUGCCUGCAAUAUUGGUUAUUGUUCUGUGUUCGGAGCAACUAUUGGCGGCUGGGGGGCUGAGCACAACUUUGUCAAGACAGUGGAUGAGUUUACCGCUGCCGUGGCAGGAACAGAAGUAGGCGUGGUUAUUGUCGGUGCGGCUAUUGAGGCAGAAGGCAUCCAAGUUGCAGUAGGGUCCAGUAAGACCAUUAUCGGUGCUCCUGGAAGCUGUAUGUUGUUUCACACACCAAGUUUUUUUUUGUCGCUCAGCACUGACACACCACACUUGCUGUUAACAGCUCUGAGUGGUAUCAGCCUGUUGCUAAAAGACAGCCGCAACGUUAUCGUCCGUAACCUAGUCAUCUCCAACACCAAGACCGACGCUAUCACUAUCCAGAACGGCCGCUCCAUCUGGCUCGACCAUCUAGACAUCUCGGCUUCGGGUGGAAAGCUUCUCGGAAUCACUAGCGGCAGUGACUACAUCUCGGUGAGCCACAACAAAUUCCACGGCUUCUCACACGCCUCCGACUCAGCCGUGGCAAUCGGGCACCCACACAGCAGCGCUCUUGAGGACAACGACAAAUUCCACAUAACAUUUGCGAGAAACCACUUUGUGAACGUCACCAAUGCCCUGUCGUUCCGAUCCGGCACUGGGCAUAUCUUCAAUUCGUUCUACGAGAAGCCACAGAGAGGUCUUGACAUUGGAAGUGGUGGGAAGGUGCUGGUAGAGAAGAGUGUGUUUGACGGAAUUGGGACUGGAAAUGCAGUGUUUUCCUCUGACGGGAGAGGCUAUGCUACCAUUAAAGACGUCGUGGUUGUUGGCGCCUAUGGGAGCUUCCCUCCCGAAGCCGACCUGAGCGAGGAAAAUGUAGCAUAUCCGUAUGACUGGUUCAUCUACGAAACAGCCAAGGUCAAAGAUGUAGCUAGUCGAUGGGCAGGGCAGACGCUCAAGUUCAUGUCUUGGGAUUAG
This is a messenger RNA of Podospora anserina S mat+, 1083 nucleotides long. RefSeq lists its product as uncharacterized. The record is from RefSeq and is a predicted model, not a curated record. Lineage: Eukaryota; Fungi; Ascomycota; Sordariomycetes; Sordariales; Podosporaceae. The transcript is spliced from 2 exons. Bases 1 to 1083 code for a protein of 360 amino acids. Gene Ontology annotation, molecular function: pectate lyase activity.